Molecule: messenger RNA, 3312 nt
Organism: Merops nubicus (carmine bee-eater)
Lineage: Eukaryota; Metazoa; Chordata; Aves; Coraciiformes; Meropidae
Gene: SFI1
Product: Sfi1 homolog, spindle assembly associated (yeast)
Molecular function (GO): phosphatase binding
Source: RefSeq, a predicted model, not a curated record
GUGAAAUGUAGCAUCACUUUUUACAUGGUCAGAUGCUUUUAUGACCAGAAGAUUCUUCAACAAACUUUUGGCAAGUGGAAGAAGUGGUGGACUGUUUGCAGAGAAAGGAAGCUCAGUCUCAGAGCAGAUGGCCAUUGCAGGCAUUUACUCCAUAAUUUGGUAUUCAAGGCUUGGAGAGCCUACGUAUGCCAGCAACAAGGAAAGAGGAACAAAUGCUAUAUUGCAGAGUCUCAUGCAAAGAAGCAAAAAUUGCUGAGGACCUGGCAGCGGUGGCUGGUUUAUGUUGAAGUUCAAAGGACAAAACACGGGAUGCAGUCUGUGGCACUGGCAUUCAGGGACAGAUCCUGCUUGCGCGUAUCGUGGGCAGUGUGGAGAAGACAACACUACCAGAACUGCAUUGGACAUAAAAUGAGUAUUUUGGCUCUGCAGCAUUGGGCCCAGAGCCUACAAUUUAGAGCUUGGUCACAGUGGCGAGAACUGUAUCUGUACAGCCAGAACAACAAGCAAAAGGAGACUAGGGCAGUGACUUGCUUUCGGCACUGGAAAUUGAAGAGGUGCAUGGAAGCAUGGCUGGAAUACUUAAAUCUCUACAGAGCAAAGAAAAUUCAGAAUGAGCUGGCCCAAGAGCAUCACCAAAGCAGGGUAGUCCAACAGUGUUUCUCUGAUUGGCGGGCAUCGUGGGAGCGAAGGCGAAGAGUGCGUGCUCACCAAGAGGACAUGGAAAAACUAGCAGCAAGGAUUGCCUUAUGGAGAGUCUUUGCACACUGGAAGCAUUAUGUUGUACUCUGUGUGGAAGAGACUCGACAGUGUGAGCUGGCUGAAAAACACUACAGGGAUCAUCUGCUGAAACUUGGCUUUAAGGGUCUUUGGCAGAAUGUCACGAACACUCGACUUCAGCAAAUAAGAAAAAAUCUGUCACACCGUCAGCACCAAGUUACAGUGCUGCACAAGUUCUGGAACCUUUGGAAGUCCCGUUUGGAAGAGAAGGAAGAACAGCAGCAGCAGGCCUUAACAUCAGUGGCUCUUGCCCGUUACAAGAGGGUGUUGAUGAGAAAGGUGUUUGACGUGUGGUUGCUGAACACGUGCAAGCAACAAGAAUACCGAAUGGGAGAGAAAAGGGCUGUACUUCAUUUUGAAAAGCAGCUGUUGCAUUGUUUCUGGUGCUUCUGGCGCAGAAGAGCAGCUGCACGUUUGGAGGAGAGAGAGGGCUUGGUUUGUGCAAGAGAUCACUACAAUAACCUGCUGCUGCAAAAGGCUUUCUGUCUGUGGAAGCAAAAUACUCUGGAGAGAAGAACAGAGAGGCUCAAGGAGAUACAAGCCUUAAGAUUUCACUAUUCAAAGUGUGUGCAGCAGACUUGGAACAAGUGGAGAGAGUUCGUGGAGCAUCAGCGUGAGAAAUGGAGGAAGCUGGUGCGAGCAGACCUGCACUAUCGGCACACACUGCUGGGGAAGGUCUUGGAAGCCUGGAAGAGUUACCAAUAUACCAUACAGUACAUUCUAUACCAAGUAGCUGAAAAGGAGAAGGAGCACACUAGACUGCUGCUGCGACAGCUUAUGUGUACUUGGAGGGAAAAUGCCCUUGCUCUUAUGUGUGAAGCUAAGGCAACUACUCGGGCAGAUGAACACUACAGGAGAGCAAUCCUGUCAAAGGUGUUGCUACAGUGGAGAUAUGCUGUCUUGCUCCAAGUGUGUUGCCGUCAGCAGAAGGUGACAGCUGUGAUGGAGGCCAGAAAACAUUUGGAUAUAGUGUGUUUACAGACCCUGUUUAUUCACUGGAAAGAAUUAACUAGGGAGUCUCUGAUGCUGAGGGCUCAGCAGCACAGGGCAGUACAGCACCAUCAGCAGCACCUACUCCAGAAGUACCUGGUGAAAUGGAAGAAAUAUCAUCAGUGGUGCCUUAGGAAAAUGCUACUACAGAGACAGGGAAGUCAGCUAAUGACUUACAGAUUUUGCUCUGCUUCCUUUUCUUGCUGGAAAACACGGCUGUUGCAGCAGCGAUGGGAAAAGCGGAAGACAGUGCAAGCGCUGUGGCACUGGUCCCAUUCAUUGCAGAGAAAGGUAUUUAAUGCUUGGCUCAGAUUUGCCAAGCGACAGCUGCAGAAGAAAGAUCCCACUGCAAAAGCCACAGGAGCUUACCGUGCUACUUUUCUGAGAGAAGGUGUAACCCAAGUCUUGAGACACAGUGCUGACAUGAAACGGUUGCAGGAGCAGCUCCAGGCCCAGCACCAGCUGAAGGCAGCCUACAACCUUCAGCAGCUAUUGUAUCAUUGUGCCAUGCUGUGGAAACAGAAGGCUCUCUCCAAGAUUAAUAACCUUUGUUCUUUUCUGUCACCUCUGAAGAAGCAAGUGACAUGUGAAACACCUGAUGUUCACCCUGAGACAAGAGGACAUUCAGCAGAGGAAGAGCUGUGGCCUUCAAAAUGCGGUCGUCUACGAUUUCACCUUGCUUAUGGAGACUCCCUUCUCAGCAACAUAAAUGCUAUUCAACGAGCAAGGUUACCACCACAGAGGCCUGACUUCGUUCUGGAGUCUCACGAAAGCAAGGAACUGCUGGGGCCUCCUUUUACUAGAUCAGAGGCACCCUUUCAGCAACCAUCUCCAAACAGAUGUUCUGCACAGACUGGGAAUUUAAUGCCAACACCUCAAAUGGAAGGAAGUACCUGUAAAUCUCUGUCUCAGAUGGAUGAUGCUGUCAAUUUCUAUCCAUCUCUCACCCAUGCUGCUUUCCCAUCUGUACCUGUGUGGACACAUGAUGUGUACCGUGCUGUUAAGAGGCCAGAGCUUUGGUCUCCUUCAUCUUUCAUGUCCCAGAUGAAAGCUGGCACAGAAAUGAGGGCAGGUCAGCCUGUGGGUGGUCACAAAGGAGAAGCCCAUUCCCAAGACUUUCAACAGGACUCUUUGGAGAAGUUGCGACCAAACUUGCAGCCCCAUUUGCUGUCACCUGAAGACUUGGUGGGAAAAUGGAGUCACCAGACUGAAGCUGACUGGGAAAAAAGGGAGCAGGGUUCCAGAGAAGACAUGGUGUUGCAGAGAAAGCUGGAGGUUGAACUCCAACACAUCCAACAGCAGAUGGAGUACUACUUCAGCAGGGAGCAAGAACUCAAGUCCUGUCAGCAGCAGGCCCAGAUUCUACAGAAAUGGCUAGAAAUGAGCACACAACAAGAAGACCAAAAUGAUGUACAAGUUCAGGAAGAACUGCAUCAGUUGCAGGUGAGGAUCAAGGCUCUCACCACAGCCCAGCUGAAAGAGAGGCAUCAUGUGCAGAACCUGGUUGCCCGCCUGCACGAUAUCCAGAUUGCUCUGGAUUUGUGA